AUGAGCUUGUUGAAGAUAUACAAGUUCUUCUUGCAUGGGCUGUUGAGGCUCGUAGGGUUAAGCCCCAGGAAGAUAGAGAUCGAACCCGGCACCGUCGUGAACGUUUGGGGUCCGAACAAACCCUCCAAAAAGCCUGCCCUAGUCUUCAUCCAUGGCUUCGGCUUGGACGGUAUGCUGACGUGGCAGUUCCAAGUCUUUGCUUUCGCCAGAGACUACUCCGUUUUUGUCCCGGAUUUGGUCUUCUUCGGCGGUUCCGUCACCGACAAGGCGGAGAGGUCGGCGGCGUUUCAAGCCGAGUGCAUGGCCAAGGCAUUGAGAAAGUUGGGUGUUGACAAGUGUACGGUGGUGGGAUUGAGCUAUGGAGGGAUAGUGAGCUUCAAGAUGGCCGAGUUGUACCCUGAGUUGGUCCAGUCCAUGGUGGUGAGCGGCUCGGUCAUGGCGGUGACUCAGUCGAUCCACGACGCCGGACUCGAGCGCCUCGGAAUCUCUAGCUGGCAUGAUUUUCUGCUUCCUGUCUCGGCCGAGGGCCUUGAGAGCGUUACUCAAGCUACUUGUUACAAGCCAUCAAAAUUGCCUAAAUUCGUUUACAAAGAUAUUCUGGUUGAGGAAAUAUAUAUCUGGUCUAAUUAUGAAUUUAAUCCUUCAUAA
Hibiscus syriacus is the source of this 648-nucleotide messenger RNA. Its product is annotated as epoxide hydrolase 3-like. The record is from RefSeq and is a predicted model, not a curated record. The transcript has a single exon. Lineage: Eukaryota; Viridiplantae; Streptophyta; Magnoliopsida; Malvales; Malvaceae. The coding region runs from base 1 to 648 and encodes 215 amino acids.